Messenger RNA from Exophiala viscosa, 1456 nucleotides. RefSeq names its product ER lumen protein retaining receptor. NCBI's taxonomy places the organism in Eukaryota, Fungi, Ascomycota, Eurotiomycetes, Chaetothyriales, Herpotrichiellaceae. The transcript is spliced from 2 exons. Gene Ontology annotation, cellular component: cis-Golgi network; membrane; endoplasmic reticulum. The record is from RefSeq and is a predicted model, not a curated record. Gene Ontology annotation, biological process: endoplasmic reticulum to Golgi vesicle-mediated transport; protein retention in ER lumen. Bases 256 to 1299 code for a protein of 347 amino acids. Gene Ontology annotation, molecular function: ER lumen protein retrieval receptor activity.
CGUGCCUCUCCGUUAAUUAAUUCUCCUGAGUUCGCGACUUCAGGCUGCGCCCAUUUCGGCCUUAGCAAACAAUAGGCCACGUACUGUCUUACGACCUCGGCAUCCCAAGUCUCACUCAUCGAUCUUCUCUUCCUAUUUUGGAUGCGGCUGCCUGGUGUCCAUCACUGACAUUACAGGCAUAUGUACGAGACUGUUGCUGCCUUGCUCAUCACAGCUUGCGCAUCGUAAGCAUCUGGUCAUGUCUGCUCAGCGACAAUGAAUCUCAACAUCUUUCGCAUCCUGGGCGACGUAUCCCAUACUGCGUCAAAAUGCAUACUGAUAUGGGCCAUUCAUUCUAACAAGAGCGCAGAAGGCGUCUCUCUUCUUACUCAGAUCCUCUACAUUGCUGUCUUUUGCACUCGUUACCUCGACCUCUUUUGGGUCCCACCAACAUCAUCAUGGUGGAAUUUCAUACUCAAGAACUUUUACAUCUGGUCCUCAAUUUACAUCAUUGUGUUGAUGACACGAGUGUAUGCGAGAACUCGUGAGCAAGAGAAGGCCUGGAAAUGGGGCGGAUAUGCCGCGGGAGCCUCGUUCAUCGCAGCACCCCUGGUAUCCCUCAUAAUCAACGGCUGGACACGUUCCACGUUCGUCGAGGUGCUCUGGACGUUUUCCAUCAUACUCGAAUCGGUCUGUGUCGUCCCACAGCUUUUGCUGCUUCGGCAAACGACCGUGCCAACAGUGAUUGACUCCUUCUAUCUGGUUACUCUCGGGUCUUACCGAGCAUUUUACCUCCUGAACUGGAUCUACCGCGCAUUCACUCCGUCGAAGCCCGAUCCUAUCUCUGUCAUAUUCGGCAUCAUCCAAACCGCCUUCUAUGUCGACUUCGCAUGGGUGUACUGGACAAGACAAAGAGUGAAGCUCAGAGGAGGUGGAAUCGUGGACGCAGAAGACUUGAACAAAGGAUGGCUCGUCAAUAAGGUAUUCAAGCAUACUCAACAACCGCUUGACGAAGAAGACCCAGAGGCCGGUACCGGCCAUUCGAACGGCCACGCGCAGCCAAAAGCUAGUCGGUGGGGUCCGCGAGGUGUGUCAGUAUCAGCGGACGAUACGCUCCAUGAACACGAUAGGGGGAAGAGAGCCACCAGAAAUCAGAGCCCAGAGGCUGAUCCAAUGCUGGCUGAAGAGAGCUACCAGCCUGACCCUGAAGCUUUUGAGUUCGCGGAUGAGGAGGAUGAUGUUCCUCAGCUGGAUGAGCCUGGCAACAAGGUUUUGAACAGUGGUGAGGAAUGGGGUAACAAGUCACCUUCGGUCAAGUGAUUGCUUUUGUACUAGAUAUCUGGCAGUUGCCGACAUCUGCUUCCAUAUGCUUGGCUUGGCAACGUCGACAUGCCUGGUACUCAGCUGUCGCGAUAUCAACCUUGUAUAUUGUCGCGGAGACUGGGAGAGUUUUCGUGCAUGACAAACACAAUCAAUA